GCGGGCUCUAGCGGCGGCGCCGUCCCCUCAGAGGGGCGCAGCAGCGCGGGUUGAGGCGCCUCGGCGGAGCGGGACGCGCUCGCAGCGCGGCUGGGCGCUGGCGAUGAGCGACGCCGGGGCCCCGGGACCUGAGGCCGGCGCUGCGCGGGCCGAGCCGGCCGGCGCGGCGCUGAGCGUGGACGUGGCGGGGCUGCUGGUGCAGCUGGCGCGCAGCUUCGCGCUGCUGCUGCCGGUGUACGCGCUCGGCUACCUGGGCCUGAGUUUCAGCUGGGUGCUGCUGGCGCUCGGGCUGCUCGUGUGGUGCCGGCGGAGCCGCGGCCUCAAAGCCACCCGCUUGUGCCGCGCCCUGGCGCUGCUGGAGGACGAGGAGCGCGCGGUGCGCUUGGGGGUGCGCGCCUGCGACCUGCCCGCCUGGGUCCACUUCCCAGACACGGAAAGAGCAGAGUGGCUAAACAAGACGGUAAAGCACAUGUGGCCUUUCAUCUGCCAGUUCAUAGAGAAGCUGUUCCGGGAGACCAUAGAGCCGGCCGUGCGGGGGGCAAACGCCCACCUCAGCACCUUCAGUUUCACCAGAGUCAACAUGGGCCAGCAGCCCCUCAGGAUCAACGGUGUCAAGGUGUACACGGAAAAUGUGGACAAAAGGCAAAUCAUCCUGGACCUUCAGGUCAGUUUUGUAGGAAACUGUGAGAUCGACUUGGAGAUCAAGCGAUACUUUUGUAGAGCUGGUGUGCAAAGUAUACAGAUUCACGGCACGAUGCGGGUGAUCCUGGAACCGCUGAUUGGAGACAUGCCCCUGGUGGGAGCCUUGUCCAUCUUCUUCCUCAGGAAGCCGCUUCUGGAAAUUAACUGGACAGGACUGACCAAUCUUCUCGACAUCCCCGGGCUGAACGGCUUAUCAGAUACUAUCAUCUUGGAUAUAAUAUCAAACCACCUGGUGCUUCCCAAUCGAAUCACUGUUCCGCUCGUCAGCGAGGUUCAGAUAGCCCAGCUGCGGUUUCCGAUACCAAAGGGUGUCCUCAGGAUACACUUCGUUGAAGCUCAGGACCUCCAGGGGAAGGACACCUUCCUUAAGGGGCUUGUCAAGGGCAAGUCAGACCCCUACGGCGUGAUCCGAGUCGGCAACCAGAUCUUCCAGAGCAAGGUCAUCAAGGAGAACCUGAGCCCCAGGUGGAACGAGGUGUACGAGGCCUUGGUCUACGAGCACCCCGGACAGGAGUUGGAAAUCGAGCUCUUCGACGAGGACCCGGACAAGGACGACUUUCUGGGGAGCCUCAUGCUCGACCUGACCGAGGUGGAAAAGGAGCGCCUUCUGGACGAAUGGUUCACCCUGGACGAGGUCCCCAGAGGGAAGCUGCACCUGAAGCUGGAGUGGCUCACGCUGAUGCCACAUGCCGGCCGCCUGGACCAGGUGCUCACAGACAUCCGAGCCGACAAGGGCCAAGCCAACGACGGCCUUUCCUCCUCUUUGCUGAUCUUGUACUUGGACUCAGCGAGGAACCUUCCGAGUAUCUACGAGGGAAGCUUUGGGUGUGGCCACUUAAAAGAGAGGCGCGCGUCCGGACUGGUGUUCUGUGAAAACACCGCCUCGGUCUAUAGAGCGCUGUUUUCAGGGAAGAAGGUGAACAGCAGCCCCAACCCUCUGGUGCAGAUGUCCGUUGGUCACAAGGCCCAGGAGAGCAAGAUUCGGUACAAAACCAACGAGCCCGUGUGGGAGGAGAACUUCACUUUCUUCGUCCACAACCCCAAGCGCCAGGACCUUGAAGUCGAGGUCAGAGACGAGCAGCACCAGUGUUCGCUGGGGAACCUGAAGAUCCCGCUCAGCCGGCUGCUCACCAGCGACGACAUGACCAUCAACCAGCGGUUCCAGCUCAGUAAUUCAGGGCCGAACAGCACCCUGAAGAUGAAGAUUGCCCUCAGGGUACUCCACCUGGAAAAGCAGGACAGGUCUCCGGACCACCAGCACUCAGCUCAAGUAAAGCGACCCUCAGUGUCCAAAGAAGGGAGGAAAACAUCCGUCCGGUCUCAGAUGUCUGCGUCGCCAGGCACUGGUGACAGCAGCCCGGCCCCGUCCACACCCGUCAUUGGGGGCGCUGCGAGGCCUGGACUGGAGGAGAGGGCCCCGCCUGUGGAGGCCAGCCCGCAGGGACCCCGGGACCUGGGCCGGAGCUCCUCCAGCCUGCAGGUCGGCGCCGCCGGCUCCCCCAGCCACAUGUUUGUCAAGGAGCCCACCCCCAGCAUAGCCUCGGACAUAUCGCUGCCCAUCGCCACGCAGGAGCUGCGGCAGAGGCUUCGGCAGCUCGAGAACGGGACGACGCUGGGACAGUCUCCGCUGGGGCAGAUCCAGCUGACCGUCCGGCACAGCUCGCAGAGAAACAAGCUGGUGGUGGUGGUGCACGCCUGCAGGAACCUCAUCGCCUUCUCUGAAGACGGCUCCGACCCCUACGUCCGCAUGUACUUGUUACCGGACAAGAGGAGGUCGGGGAGGAGAAAAACGCACGUGUCGAAGAAAACACUGAACCCCGUGUUUGACCAGAGCUUUGAUUUCAGCGUGUCCUUGCCGGACGUGCAGCGGAGGACCCUGGACGUGGCCGUGAAGAACAGCGGCGGCUUCCUGUCCAAGGACAAGGGGCUGCUCGGCAAGGUGCUGGUCGCUCUGGCGUCGGAGGAGCUCGCCAAAGGCUGGACCCAGUGGUAUGACCUCACGGAAGACGGGACGAGACCGCACGUGGUGACGUAGGCCCCGCGGGCCCGAGGCGCUGCUCCCUGGGGUGUCGGCCCCGCCCCGCGUGCUGGAAGGCGCCCCCACCCCCCACUCACCGACGCUGUUUUUAUACUUCCUGUUCUUCGCUGGACAUGCCUUACUCGUUUUAUAAAGCGUGGACACUUGAGGCGUAUUUGGCCGAUGGUAUCGUCCAGUGUUGUGUGUUGGACCCCUCCAGCGAGUCGGCAGCCGUCACAGCCCACAGCCGGGCGGCAGGCACCGCUGGUGGGGGAGGCUGGGUGUCCGGGAGGGGGGCCCGUGUGUCUGCUUCGUGGUCGCCGUGUUUCGCGUGUCACGGGGGCACGCCGUGCCGUGUAAAUAGAUGCUAUUUUUUAUAAUCUCUACAUGCUGGUUUGGAUUCAGAAGAAAAUGGCUUAAGGAAAUAUAUAUAUUUUCUUCUAAAUUCUUAUGACAGAUAAUCAUUUUUGUCUUCGCAGGAAAAAGUUCUCAGUGACUUAUUUUGUGCCAUUUAUUUUUAAAGAGAAAAGCUGAAAGAUUACGAAAUAUUAGUAUAUUUCUGCCCAUUAUCAAAGAAAGAAAGUAUUAAAACUAUUAACACUUUUGUGACUACGAAGAUGCGUUACUGAGAAGCCGGGUGCUCGUGAGGGAGGACACUGGGCAGCUGGGCCGGGCAGACCGUUCAGGGGUCGUCCCGGCUCCGAAGUCGCGGUGUGCUGCUCCGAAACAGCUCACACAAAGCGGAAACGCCGAAGUUUUGAUUGCGUGUUAUCACUUGUUCACGAAACAGUGCAGCGACACACAACUGUGGUCUUUCUGAAACGUGACCCAGAUGGUCAGGGUCCGCGCGAGGCUGUUGUGCAGUAGCCACGAGCGCUGGUGCUCGCCCGUCGUGCUCGUUAUUCCCGGCCUGUGAGGGGAGACCAGCUCCCACUGCCCCCCCCACCCCCCGCCCGAGGGCUGUGAGGUUGGCCGGGUAAGCAGACAGGGACGCGGUUUAGCCGAUCGCUGCUGCGCCCGCUCGUCAGCGUGGCACAGGCGAGCGCAGGACGGGCCGGAGCUGGCUCUCGGUUCCCUUGUGCCCUCUCGCCGGGCCACCCAGGACCCAGGGUGCCAGCAGCUGGCGUUCGGGGGCGACUCCGCUUCCUGGGUUUCUGAAGCUACUUCCUGCCAGGACUGACCUCGGUGUCGCAACAUCGUCACACAGUUUCUACUUUGGAGUAUAUUUUUCUCACUAGACGAUUAAAAGCAUGCUUUGUAUCCCU
This is a messenger RNA of Phyllostomus discolor (pale spear-nosed bat), 3984 nucleotides long. RefSeq names its product extended synaptotagmin 2 (gene ESYT2). The transcript has 23 exons. The coding region runs from base 104 to 2737 and encodes 877 amino acids. Gene Ontology annotation, biological process: lipid transport. Lineage: Eukaryota; Metazoa; Chordata; Mammalia; Chiroptera; Phyllostomidae. Gene Ontology annotation, molecular function: lipid binding. The record is from RefSeq and is a predicted model, not a curated record.